GGGAACGUCUGUGCAGAAGAGAAGGAAAAGCUUUUUUCAAGAAGCCUUUUAUAGACUGUUUGCUUUGGGUGGGUUCCCUUCUUUUAUUUACUGAAUUCCAUAGGUGACCGAUACACAAAUCAUAGAAAAUGAAGUUCAUCAUUGGCAUUGGAGGAGUGACCAACGGUGGGAAGACAACUUUGACAAAUAAACUUCUAAAGACAUUACCCAACUGUUGUGUGGUGCAUCAGGAUGACUUUUUUAGGAAACCCGAUCAAAUAGAAGUCGGGAAGGACGGCUUUAGACAGUGGGAUGUGAUCAGCGCCAUGGACAUGGAGGCUAUGGUCCACACUGUGAAAGGCUGGCAGGAGAACCCGAUCAAGUUUGCCCGCUCACACGGAGUGAGCCUGUCACCUGAAGCUGAGGAAUGUGAAUCGGAGGAGGGGAUCCAUAUUCUCGUUGUGGAGGGGUUCCUCAUCUACAAUUACAAGCCUCUAAUUGACAUCUAUGACAAAUGUUUCUACAUUUCCAUUCCUUAUGAGGAGUGCAAAAGGAGGAGAAGUACAAGGACAUACACACUCCCUGACCCCCCUGGCCUGUUUGACGGCCACGUCUGGCCCAUGUACUUGAAACACAGGAAAGAGAUGGAGAACAACUGUGUCAAAAUAGAGUACCUUGAUGGGAUGACAUCAAAAGACAAUAUCUACAACAAAGUGUAUGAAAGUGUUCAGAACUCCCUGCUGAACAACUUAUAGCAGGACGGGGAUAACAGUGGAUUCGUGUAUAGACUUGUAAAUAUUAUUUUGUGUAAAUGUGUAACACCACUUCUGUACUUCUAGCCUGAUUUGUAAAUAGUGAAUCCUUAUUAGGAACUAAUGGCAGAAGUGCUGUGUUUUGUAUAGUCCUGUGUAACUUUUUUAUUAUUUUAUUUUAUUUUAAGUUAAGACACCUCUGGAUUGCCCAGUGUUUUACAUCAGGGACAGAUCUCAACUCUGAUCGUGUAUAAAAUCCCCACUGGGAGGAAGGAGCUGUGUCUCGCAACUAAAUGAAAUGACUGAAUCCAA
This is a messenger RNA of Perca flavescens (yellow perch), 1043 nucleotides long. Its product is annotated as nicotinamide riboside kinase 2. The coding region runs from base 129 to 734 and encodes 201 amino acids. The transcript is spliced from 8 exons. The record is from RefSeq and is a predicted model, not a curated record. Lineage: Eukaryota; Metazoa; Chordata; Actinopteri; Perciformes; Percidae.